Messenger RNA from Lutra lutra (Eurasian river otter), 1200 nucleotides. Its product is annotated as phosphatidylinositol 3,4,5-trisphosphate-dependent Rac exchanger 2 protein-like. NCBI's taxonomy places the organism in Eukaryota, Metazoa, Chordata, Mammalia, Carnivora, Mustelidae. Gene Ontology annotation, biological process: intracellular signal transduction. The record is from RefSeq and is a predicted model, not a curated record. Gene Ontology annotation, molecular function: guanyl-nucleotide exchange factor activity.
GGGGCCAAAUCUAAAUCCUAUUGCAUUUGGAAGAGGCCAUGACGAUAAAAAUUAUUCCCCGUCUGCAAACUGGACUGACUGUUGUCUCAACACCUGUGCAUUCCUUCCCCACUGAUUUAAAGUACCACGUGCUUCAUGGGGCAUCUGGGUGGGCAUUCUUACACCAAACAAACCAGUGUGCUGCAUCAAAAAUUGAUAAAAAUGUAACAGAAGAAACAGUAAAGAUGCUGUUCUCAAACAUUGAAGAUAUCCUUGCUGUACAUAAGGAAUUUUUAAAAGUCGUGGAAGACUGCCUGCAUCCAGAACCUAACGCUCAACAAGAAGUGGGAACCUGCUUUCUUCACUUUAAAGACAAGUUUUGUAUCUAUGAUGAAUAUUGUAGUAACCAUGAGAAGGCACAGAAAUUGCUUCUCGAACUUAACAAAAUAAGAACAAUCCGCACAUUUCUUUUGAACUGCAUGCUACUUGGAGGACGGAAGAAUACAGAUGUUCCCAUGGAAGGAUAUUUAGUAACACCAAUACAAAGAAUUUGCAAAUACCCUCUCCUUUUGAAGGAGUUGCUGAAGCAGACUCCAAGGAAACACAGUGACUACGCAGCAGUAAUGGAAGCCCUCAAAGCCAUGAAAGCUGUAUUCCAACAUAAAGGAGGCCAAGAGCAGAUGGAGAAGUUAGAAGUUUUAGAGGAAUGGCAGUUUCACACUGAAGGCUGAGAGGUACAUUCACUCUACUCAACAAUGGAGCUUAAAAUAGUUUUGUUAUGUCUUAUGCUGCAUGUAGAAUUGUUGACAUUGGAUGGAGCCAUAAAUGGUCAUUUUACCAGAUAAUUCCAGAGGGCUAUAACCAUUUCUGCAAAGUGUUGUCAUUAUUAUUUUUAAAUAUCUUUAGAGUGGCAAGUUAAUUGACUUAACGUCAACCUGAAAGCUUUGUCAUAGAGCCUUCUGAUAUUGUGUGGGUUAUGAGCUUUGGUAUUUCAGUAUUUGUGCAUCUUGAUUAUCCUUUUCCCUGCCUUCCUUUGGUCAAUAAGUACAUAGCCUGAAACCUGGAGAGAGUAAGGAAGGGGAGUAAUGCCCCGUAUGUGUUCUAUGAUACUGUUAUUUUCAGAUUCUCAAUUAGGUGUUUGAUGAUGAAUUUCAUUUUAAGGUCACUUAAUCUCUUAAAUUGCAUUUCAUUGCAAUUAUUUCAUCAUUUCUAAAUCAAGAA